Molecule: messenger RNA, 764 nt
Organism: Solanum verrucosum
Lineage: Eukaryota; Viridiplantae; Streptophyta; Magnoliopsida; Solanales; Solanaceae
Product: ethylene-responsive transcription factor ERF025-like
Exons: 1
Coding region: 52-627 (191 amino acids)
Biological process (GO): regulation of DNA-templated transcription
Molecular function (GO): DNA-binding transcription factor activity; DNA binding
Source: RefSeq, a predicted model, not a curated record
AAGCUACCUAAGUCAGUCAGUGUCAGUGUCAGUGCCACUUUGAUCUAUUGCAUGGCUGAUUAUCCUUUUAACGUUUCCCCAAAUGACAAUUCUCCUCCUUUAGAAAACCUUUCACCCACUGGGGGCACCUUAUUAUCACCUCGUAGGCAUCCGAAUUUCAGAGGAAUUCGACAGAGGAAUGGGAAAUGGGUCUCCGAAAUUCGUGAGCCUCGAAAGACUACACGUAUAUGGUUAGGAACUUUCCCCAAUCCCGAAAUGGCAGCUGUCGCUUAUGACGUUGCAGCUUUGGCAUUAAAAGGCCCUGAUGCCCAAUUAAACUUUCCUGAUUGUGCAUACUCGUACCCUAUCCCUGCUUCUCUGUCAGCCGCAGAUAUUCGUGCUGCAGCUGCAAAUGCUGCUGCUGCUAGAGCACCUCCUUUGUCAGAAAUCAGUACAGCUGGAGGUACUGCAGCAGCAGCGGGAGGUGGGCAAGAGUUUGUGGAUGAAGAAGAGAUAUUUGGAAUGCCGAAAUUGCUGGAUGAUAUGGCAGAGGCAAUGCUUGUUAGCCCGCCAAGGAUGCAUCAAUCAACUUAUUACGAUGAAUCACCUGAAAACUCUGAUGCGGAUAGUCUUUGGAGUUACCCAUAAAAGUAUGAGUAAAAUAUGGCCCCCCCUUGUGUACAGUCCAGAAACUAGAAUAACGGAACCACUAUUUAUAGUUAGUGGGGUUUGCAUUAUGUUUUUGUUUGUUAUGGUGUUUUUACCAAAUAGUCCUUUCAGCAGUA